Messenger RNA from Trifolium pratense (red clover), 1185 nucleotides. RefSeq names its product probable polygalacturonase At3g15720. The coding region runs from base 1 to 1185 and encodes 394 amino acids. The transcript is spliced from 9 exons. Lineage: Eukaryota; Viridiplantae; Streptophyta; Magnoliopsida; Fabales; Fabaceae. The record is from RefSeq and is a predicted model, not a curated record. Gene Ontology annotation, biological process: carbohydrate metabolic process. Gene Ontology annotation, molecular function: polygalacturonase activity.
AUGCAGGACUUGCUUCCAAUUGUUCUUUUGAUAUUUUCUAUUGUAUUUUGCAAUUCAUGGGUUGGAUUUGGUCAAAAUACAUUUAACGUACUUCAAUAUGGUGCCAAAGGAGAUGGCACUUCUGAUGAUACACAAGCGUUUAUGCAAGCAUGGAAAGCUUUAUGUGGAGCAAAUCAAGGGAAUCCAACACUUGUGGUGCCAGAUGGACAUUCAUAUUUUGUGCGUGAAAUAAUUUUUAAAGGACCUUGCAAAUCUCAAAAUCUUCAUAUUCAGAUUAAUGGAAAAAUAGUAGCACCUCAUAGAGAUACAUGGGGUACAUGUUCAAAAAGGUGGCUUUAUUUUUUGAAUGUACAUGGUAUGACUGUUGAUGGAUCAGGAGUGAUCGAUGGUCAGGGUGAUGCUUGGUGGAGCAAUCUUAAUGGAACCAAAGGAUGUACGGGGACACCUCCUACGGCUUUACUAUUUGAAAGGUGUGACGGACUUCAAUUAAGUGGACUCACGCAUAUAAAUGGACCAGGAAUGCACAUCUAUGUAGUUCAUAGUCAAGAUGUAACAAUCUCAAAUAUUAACGUAAAAUCACCGAAAGAUAGUCACAAUACAGAUGGAAUUGAUCUCUCAAAUUCAGUUCGGGUUAAUGUUCAUAACUCCAUAAUAGAAAGCGGUGAUGAUUGCAUUGCUAUUAAAGGUGGAUCACAAUUCAUCAAUAUCACUCAAGUUACAUGUGGACCUGGGACUCACGGUAUUAGUGUGGGGAGUCUAGGGGGUGGUGGAGCUACGGAAUUUGCUGAACAUAUAACUGUCAAGAAUUGCACAUUCAAUGGAGCUGAUAGUGCAGUCAGAAUCAAGACAUGGCCAGGUGGAAAAGGAUAUGUCAAAGAUAUCAUUUAUGAUCAAAUCAUAGUCAAUCAAAUAAACAACCCUAUAGCAAUUGAUCAACAUUACAUGAGAACUCCAGAAAAGAGUCAAGCACUAAAAAUUAGUGAUGUAACAAUUAGUAAUAUCUAUGGAACAUGCAGUGGUGAUCAUGCUAUUGCACUAGAUUGUGCCAAGAUAGGGUGUGACAAUAUUACCUUGCAAGAUAUCAAAAUUACCUCAGUUGAUCCAAAGAAACCAAGUUCUGCAAUAUGCAAUAAUGUUCAAUUGAAAUCAAAUAAUGUUUCACCUGCUUUGAUUUGUCUACAUUAG